Trichoderma virens Gv29-8 is the source of this 3249-nucleotide messenger RNA. RefSeq lists its product as uncharacterized. The record is from RefSeq and is a predicted model, not a curated record. Lineage: Eukaryota; Fungi; Ascomycota; Sordariomycetes; Hypocreales; Hypocreaceae. Bases 1 to 3249 code for a protein of 1082 amino acids. The transcript is spliced from 5 exons.
AUGCCUCUCCAGAUGAGCUUUACUAUGAAGCCCCCAAACUCUGGUACUGGACUUGGCGGUGCAUCUCUCGCUGACGAAACCCCUGACUAUGGAUGGGCAAAAAAGGAAAAAGGCAUCAGUAACAUGCCAUCACUGAUCCCUGAACUGGCCUCUCCGAAAAUAAUGCAGGGUCGUCGUACACUUAACAAGCAAGAUAUAUGCGAAGCAUCGCUAUCAGAGGGCUACAAGUUUUCACACAGAGAUCCACCUCGCCCUGGCCAAUUUACCAAUAUUCCGCAGCACAGUCUGUUUACAAAGCCCCUGAGUUCUCCGCCUCCAGAGCCAAGUCGAGAUCUACCCGGCUCACCACCAAAGGACAGAAUCACGGAUUGGAUGGCCAGAGCCUCACCUUUGGACUUGCCAGAGAUAUGCCUCCCAGACAAAUCAAGAAGCAUAGAUGCUGCUCAUAAGCAUGGAGGCGAAACGGAGGAGGAUCAAAGAACUAAUGAUUUACAGGAGUCGAGAUUAUUCAUGUCCCCUGGUAUUACCAAGCCCAAAGACCUACCUGGCUCUAAGAGUUGCUCACCAAAAGACGCCGGCAAGACGGAUAAGAACACCAGGCUGAUAUCGCCACCAAAGCUUGCACCUUUGCCCACACAAAGUCACCACAAUAGUCUAUCGAAAGCCAUUGAUCACAAAUUGGUCACUGGUGAACAAGAUGAUGUGCAUAGUGCGCCGCGGAAGCAACCAACGGUGAACAAGACAAAGAGCCCAAGUCCAGUACGCCAAUCAACUCCUAGCAUCUGUGGCGAUCUGGAAGUUCCUACAUACCGCAGUCCCGCGAGAUCUCGGCCUCAACACUCAACAGAUUUUGCAUGCAGGCCGAUGAUUUCCAGUUCUACCAGAGCACAUAAGCAGCGAUCCCACCGGCGAUCCGGCUCCAACACGAGUAGCAACAUAUCCAAGAAACGGUCGCGCACUUACAAAUCCCCAUCCAAAGUCGACCUAAGACUCAGAAGAUUGGUAAUGGAAAAGGUUGCCCAAAAUUGGAACGAAUGUAUCCAAGCUGUGCAGGACGAAGCUUACGAAAUGGUUAAAGGGCUCAAACAUGAGCUCCAACUUCAAGAGGCGGAACAUAAACAGACAUGCAAUCUGCUGAACGAGAAAGAUGUGAAGCUAUGUGAGAUCGAGAAGCUUUACAAUACGCUGGUUGAAGAUAAUACCCGAGUGACCAGGGAGAAUGAGGGUUUGGCUUCUGACCUCACAUCUCUGCGCGAACAAUUGUCUGAAGAGAAGAAGCAAGAGAAACUUGCUCAUGAUAAGUGUGAUACUUACCGGCACAAGCUUAAUGAAACUAUCAGGGAGCAAGGGGUUCUCUAUCGGCGUGCACAAACGUACUACCAAGACACGAUGAAUCAACUGCGAGAUGAAAUUGCCCACAAAACAGCGUCAUCGGAGGCCAUCGAUGAGGCUUUGAAAAACAGCCUCAAGAUACGAGAGGAGAUGAAAAGAUGCACGGAGGAGUACCGUAUGAAAAUGGAGAAGGAUGUUGAAAAGAGGGACCAAGUUAUAUCGGAGCUGAAGGAAAAGCUGGCGCUCCAAGAAGCUUUGCUGGCUCAGGAGAAAUCAUUUGCCGAUAAGCUGCGAGCUCAAACUGAAGAUAAGGGUGCAACACAGCAAUUAGACUCUCUGCUCGCAGGCGGAAAUCUGCUCGCGUCCAAGAUGCUUUCACCGGACACUCUUGACCUCAAACUGGCUGUCGCCGAAAAAAACAUCAUUGAUAGCAUGCUGCCCGCGGUUCUUUCGCUGAAAAAUGGGCAAAGUGAUGUUGCAAUUGCAAUGUCGCAGUUGGAGGCAUCAAUCAGACAAGAUCUUGACCACUUCAAAGACGAGGCAAGCAAGAUAAUAAGUGCAUUGGAAGAAAAUAAGGAAGGGAGUAAUUUGCGAAACCGUGAGCUUCUAAGCCACGCACAAGCCUUUGACAGCAAUCUGAAGAAAGCAGAGGGCUGUUAUGAACAUAUGGGCCAAAAACUUGAUGUCAUAUCGGCCAAUGGACAAAGCAACCAGCGCGAGACAAUCAGUAUGCUGCAAGACUUCUUGCAGAAGGUUUCAGCGCGUGAGAUUAACCCUGAGGACCUGGAGCGCCAGCUUCAAAAAGGGCAUGAAGACUUCAUGAAAAAGGCUGAGGCACUGAUAUCCGAGGCACUGAACAAUAGAAAAGAAACAACAGAUGUUGUAAGGCGCGCUACUGACGAGCUUCGAGCCACUUUGGAGCAGGGAUUUGGACAGGAGAGAGAGAAGACAGCCCAAAUGCUCCAAGGAAGCGAAAGUUUGUUGAAGGUCUUGACAGCUCAUAUCGACGAACAGAAGCAACUCGCGACGCAAACUGACCAUAAAUCUUCCGAGUUACAAGCGACAUUGGAAAGCGAGCGCGAGGCAGCCGCUGAACUAGGACGCAAAAUUCAGGAACUUGAGCAGAAAUCUCAAGAGACCGAAAAUCUCCGUGACCGGUGGCUUAAAGAUGUCAAAAUGAUUGACAAAGUGCGGCCACAGAUCAAGGCCAUCGAGAUGCGAAUUCCGCAGGUCGAAAAUUACGACAAAAAACUAGACAGGAUUGUGGAGAUCAGCAGAUCUAUACAAUCAUCCGCCAGCUAUUUGGCAACAGAAGAGGAAUGGGUUCAAUUAGAGCUCGCAGGCAUUAUCCCGAAGCCAGAUGCCUCAGAGCCAGUGGCAUCUUGUGAAAUUACCACAGCGCCACUACCUCAUUUCGUCGAAUCCAACGUCGUGGCAGAAAAGCAGGCAUCGAUCAAGGAAGAUGCCAUAAGCCGCAAAGUUACUGUUCACAGUCCUGAUCCAGGUGAGGUCUCACCUUCACCUCCACUAACUGUGAUUCAAGAGCAAAAGCGUCGUCGUGAAGUCACUCAACUCAGAUCGAUUCUUAAGAGCCAUGCCCUUCAUAGUGCCGUCGAACCAGACAGCCUGGAAGGCCAAUAUACUCGACCACCGGCCAAUCAUGGCAAGGCCAACCAAGCCUCGAGCGACUCUCUCAACAAGCCGGCAUCUGCUUCGGCGAAGGAAGUUGUUGCUGAAAUUCGCUCGAGGAUGAUUCAGCAUGACUGGAGUUUCCCGACUGUAGCUGACUUCGAGCGGGACAUUGAAUUAAGCAGCAAGAAAAGACACGCGCCUCAGGGCAACCCAGUGUCUUUGGAAUCCAUUGACGCUGACCAUCGGGAUAUGAAGAAGCUCAGAACCGAGUAUUUCAUCGAGUAA